Molecule: messenger RNA, 1020 nt
Organism: Gossypium arboreum
Lineage: Eukaryota; Viridiplantae; Streptophyta; Magnoliopsida; Malvales; Malvaceae
Product: thymidylate kinase-like
Exons: 7
Coding region: 233-901 (222 amino acids)
Biological process (GO): dUDP biosynthetic process; dTDP biosynthetic process; dTTP biosynthetic process
Cellular component (GO): cytosol; mitochondrion; cytoplasm
Molecular function (GO): dTMP kinase activity; ATP binding
Source: RefSeq, a predicted model, not a curated record
CUUUUAUUUUAUAGAAGUCCCCAUAUUUUUUUUUUCCCUCGAAAAGUCUCUCCUUUUUCCUCUCUAAUGGCUGCAGUUCCUCUCAGUUUGUAGCAUUAGUAGGGACAUAACAUAUGCUUGCUCUUCUUUUUUGAUUUCUAAGGCGUUAAAUUUCGACGAUUUUUUAGUGAGGAGGAGAUCAUUGAAUUUGAGAUUGAAUCUUUCCUGCAAGUUUCCACUUAGAUCCAUUAGAAUGGAAAUCAGUGAUAAUUGUACCCCUUUGAGUGCAAACAAUGAAUCUAGAGGCACGUUGGUUGUUUUCGAAGGGUUGGAUCGUAGUGGGAAAACUUCACAAUGUGGGAGGUUGGUUUUGUAUUUGGAGGGAUUGGGUCAUUCAGUUGAAAUAUGGCGAUUUCCAGACAGAACUACUAGUGUCGGACAGAUGAUAUCUGCAUAUCUUACAAAUAAAUCGCAGUUGGAUGACCACACGAUUCAUCUCCUUUUCAGCGCAAAUCGGUGGGAGAAGAGAUCAAUGAUGGAAACCAAAAUGAAAGCUGGAACCACUCUUAUAGUGGACCGUUACUCUUAUUCCGGGGUUGCUUUCUCAACUGCUAAAGGACUUGAUUUCGAAUGGUGUAAGGCACCAGAGACCGGUUUAAUAGCCCCAGAUUUGGUCGUUUAUCUCGAGAUAACACCCGAGAAAGCUGCAGAAAGAGGAGGCUACAGGGGUGAGAGAUAUGAACAGCUUGAGUUUCAGCGGAAAGUUGCCCAACACUAUAAACUCCUCAAAGAUUCUUCAUGGAAGAUUGUAGAUGCUUGCCAACCCUUGGAUGAUGUGGAAAAACAGGUGAAAGAGAUUGUAUUACAGCAUAUCAUAGCAUGCCAAAAAGGGAAAAUUCUUUCAUCCUUGUGGUCAUGUUAGUUUAUAUAUAUAUAACAGAAUAUUAUCCCAUAUACCGUCUGUGGAGUUUUUAUAUUUUAAAUACGUCGUUGUGUUUUUGGAUUUGGAUUUCAAUUUAGUAUCUUUUUUCAAACUAGAAA